AGCCUUGAACUUUGGAAUGUCCUCAUCUGGGAACGCACAACCCGCCGCACUAUCACGCUUUGGACUAGAUGGCUUGGUUCUGGGGAGAUGUUUUCCAUAACCCGUUAUGGUUAGUUUUAACCUUUUAUCUGGGACUGCGAUUACAGCAGAGAUUGUUAUGGAAACCGAAGGCAUGUACUGUACAACUGAAUGGGAAAACUGCCAUAGUUACGGGUGCUAAUACGGGCAUUGGCAAGUAUAUCGCCCUGGACUUUGCAAGGCGUGGUGCACGUGUUAUCCUGGCUUGCAGAAACCAGCUGGCAGGUGGCGCCGCUGUUCAAGAGAUCAGAGAGCUGACCAAUAACCAAGAUGUCCAUCUGCGUCCCCUGGACACGUCCUCCCUGAGCUCAGUCAGGGAGUUUGCCACUAUGAUCAACAAUGACGAGAAGGCCCUUCACAUUCUGGUCAACAAUGCUGGGGUGUCAGGUUUGCCCAAGGAGAUCACUGAAGACGGGCUAGAAAUUAGUUUUGCCACCAAUCACCUUGGACCGUUCCUUCUCACCAAACUGCUGCUUGAUCUUUUGAAGCGAUCAGCUCCAGCGCGUAUAGUUAAUGUCUGCUCGUCAAACCACUUCAAGGGUAUAGUGAACUUUUCCCACUUCAAGGGAGAAGACCUCACCUACAAGAUGGACCACGUCUAUAACAACACAAAGCUGCACCAAAUCAUCUGCACCAAUGAGUUGGCACGAAUGCUAAACGGGUCAGGUGUCACUGCAAAUUCGAUCCACCCUGGGUACGUUAUGACAUCAGUGCUAAGACACUAUAGCGCUAAAGUACGGAUCAUCUUCAAGCUAAUUGGAUUCUUCUUUUUCAAGAAUGCAAAACAGGGGGCAGCGAGUGCCAUAUACUGUGCUGUCUCUGAGGAAACUGAGGGAAUUACAGGGAAGUAUUUUGACAGUGAUUGCGCUCUAGUCCUCCCUGCCCCUCUGGCAAGAGACCCCGCCCUCGGAGCCAAGGACUAUGAGAUCAGUGAACGACUGACAUCGAAACUCUAGCCUGAUGACUGAAACCAGGUUACAAUUCUUCUAUGGUGUGUAGAAAACUGAGUAUCGAGGUGAAAUAAGGUAUAUUCUUACAAUUUAAAUCUUUUGAAAUGAGAUUUCAAAAGACUGAAUUUCUAAAAUGAAGGUACAGUGUGAAGGAUUUAGUGGCGGUUAAACUAUCAUAGCAAAGAAAGAUUGCUAUUGGGAUUUCUAAUUGAACAUGUGUGUACUCUAGAGCUGUUAGUAUAUUCAGGGUACUGAGGAAAUAUGUCAGUGCAACAUCGCAGGCUCUGUGGAAGAGGAACCUCCCCCAGAUAUUAAGGGCUCAGUCUAAACAGAACAUAUUUCAUGUGAUUCUUAUUUAAAUUUUUCAAUCAAUUGUCGCUAAACCUGUUGCGCUAGAUCCCACUAAAGUGUAAACACUGCAGCUUUAAGAUUUGUGGUUGUGUUAAGGUAAUAAGCAAUGUGGCCUGGACUAUUGAACCAUUUCCCAAUGAUUCAACAUACCCAACACGGCCAUGUGAUCUAUAUUGCUGGUUUACCAGUUUUUGUGUUCAAUUAAUAUCAAAUGAUUCUAACUAUUGGGAGUCUAAUUAUUUAUAAUUACAUGUAAAAAAGGAAUUAUAUUAUGAUUGCAUUUGCCCAUUUUAUUUACUUUACUUCACUUUAAAAUAUAUGUAUAUACUGUGAGAAAUGGUGAUACUCCAACAAUGACCAAGCCGUCAGACAGGGUGACACAAUCAUUCUCCUUUUUAUUGGUUAAUUUUUGCAAAUGUAUGCAUAUUAAGUGUUGAUUGGUAAAAAAUAAAAGUCGUCCUUUCAUCUUU
This is a messenger RNA of Gadus morhua (Atlantic cod), 1849 nucleotides long. Its product is annotated as retinol dehydrogenase 12. The transcript is spliced from 6 exons. Lineage: Eukaryota; Metazoa; Chordata; Actinopteri; Gadiformes; Gadidae. The record is from RefSeq and is a predicted model, not a curated record. The coding region runs from base 69 to 1034 and encodes 321 amino acids.